Molecule: messenger RNA, 3852 nt
Organism: Alligator mississippiensis (American alligator)
Lineage: Eukaryota; Metazoa; Chordata; Crocodylia; Alligatoridae
Gene: ZFP36L2
Product: ZFP36 ring finger protein like 2
Exons: 2
Coding region: 220-1578 (452 amino acids)
Molecular function (GO): mRNA binding; metal ion binding
Source: RefSeq, a predicted model, not a curated record
CCAGCAGAGCCGAGCGCUGUACUAGCAGCAGCUGCAGCGCCACCGCCGCCUUGGCUGGGCACCCGCUCCCUCCCGGCCCGGCCCGGCGCGGCCCCGCCGACUGGCACUGGCCCGCGGCAGCCGGCCCUCGCCUCGCCUAGCCGUGGCCGUGCCCGCGCCGCGCAGGGCGGCGGGAUCCUGGGGUCCUUCCUGCAUGCCCGCUCAGCCCCGGGUCUAGGCAUGUCUGCGGCGCUGCUGUCCGCCUUCUACGACAUCGACUUCUUGUACAAGCAGACGGAGAAGUCGCUGAGCAGCAUGCUGGACAAGAAGGCGGUGGGGACGCCCGUGGCGACGCCGGGCUCCAGCUUCGCGCCGGGCUUCCUGCGGCGGCACUCUACCAGCAACCUGCCGGCCCUGGCCGCGCCGUCCUCCAAGUUCCCCGGCUCGUCGGGCUCCAGCUCGCCGUCCUCCUCCUCGUCCUCGUCGUCCUUCGGCAGCCUGAAGGAGGCGGGCUCGGGCGGCGGGAGCCCCACGGCGCUACUCAACAAGGAGAACAAGUUUCGGGACCGCUCGUUCAGCGAGACGGGCGAGCGCAGCCAGCACCUCAUGCAGCAGCUCCAGCAGCAGCAGCAGGGCGGGAAGGGGGGCGGGGGGGCGCCCAUCAACUCCACGCGCUACAAGACGGAGCUGUGCCGCCCCUUCGAGGAGAGCGGCGCCUGCAAGUACGGCGAGAAGUGCCAGUUCGCGCACGGCUUCCACGAGCUGCGCAGCCUCACGCGCCACCCCAAGUACAAGACGGAGCUGUGCCGCACCUUCCACACCAUCGGCUUCUGUCCCUACGGCCCACGCUGCCACUUCAUCCACAACGCGGACGAGCGCCGCCCCGCGCCGCAGCCCGCGCCCCCCGCCAACGCCGCCCAGCCGCCCGCCCAGUCCGGCAGCGGCAGCACGGGCGACCUGCGCGCAGCCUUCGCUCCCCGCGACCCUGCCGCCAGCGCCGCUUCCUUCCCGCGCGGCGCCGAGCGGCCCAAGCUGCACCACAGCCUCAGCUUCUCCGGCUUCUCGGCGCCGCACCACCACCACCACCACCAGCAGCAGCAGCCGGCGGGGCCGCCGCCCGCGGGCAACGGGCUGCUGGAGGGGUCGCGCACGCCGCCGCCCGCCUACUGUGAGGAGCUGCUGCCGCCCGCCUGCGCCAACAACGCCUUCGCCUUCUCGGGCCAGGAGCUGGGCAGCCUCAUCGCGCCGCUGGCGCUGCACACGCACAACUUCGCGGCGGCGGUGGCGGCCGCCGCCUACUACCGCUGCCAGCACCAAGCCGCGCCGCCGCCGCCGCCUCCCCCCGGGCCCGCGGGCAGCUGCCCAUGCCCGGCGCCGCCCGCCUCGCCGCCCUUCAGCUUCCAGCCGCUGCGCCGCCGCCUGCCCGACUCGCCCGUCUUCGACGCGCCGCCCAGCCCCCCGGACUCGCUCGGCUCCGACCGCGACAGCUACCUGAGCGGCUCGCUCAGCUCCGGCAGCCUCAGCGGCUCCGAGUCGCCCAGCCUGGACUCCGGCAGGCGCCUGCCCAUCUUCAGCCGCCUCUCUAUCUCCGACGACUGAGGGGCAGGGCAGGGCAGGCGGCGCCCAGCCGCCGCCGCCGCCUCCUCGCGGACUGCCGCCACCGCCUCCCGGGAACCAGCCAAGCUCGCACACGCGGUCCCUCUGGGCUCUGAAGGGGAGGGGGGGUGUUUUCUCUAAUCUCUCUCCUGGUGUUUUUUGUUUGUUUUUUUUUGUUGUUUGUUUCUUCUUUGCUUCAGGGUGUUUCUCAUUUUUCUCUCUUCGCCUCCCCCCCUUUUCUAGUUUAAUUGCUGAGCAACUAAAUUAAAAAGCAGCGGGGUGGAAGAGAAGGCGGGAGGGCGGGGAAACCAACCCACGUUUUAUGUCGCGAGACGAACAAAAACUUCAGUCUUUUUUUGCUUUUUGCUUUUCCUCUGCAAAAGGGUGAAACGGUGAGGCGCACAGAACAAACCUACUUUUUUUUAGAGAGAGACCUUGGAAGAAGGGGAUUGUCUUUUUUUUUUUUUUUUUGUUUCUUUGUUGUUCCUCUUGGAGACUAAGCACCAGCAGCAGCCAUUCCAUCUCUGUGUUCCUGUUUUUGUUUUGUUCUUUUACAAGAAGCAUUAGCAGAAGGGAGGGGGGGAAAGACGCCCCCAGAAAGCAACAAACAAUCCAGAGGGGCCUGAACUCUGCCUUUCCAGCUCCUCCAAUUUUUUUUAUACAUGGGAGGGGGGGGGGAACAAUUGAUUAUUAAGUGGGGGGGGGAGGAGUUGUUUGGGGUUGUUUUUUCUUCCUUUCUGGCCUUUCAGUCCAGUUCAAAAUUAAAACACACAACAUAUGAAAUGUAUAAGCUUUUAAAAGAAGAAUCCAACAUCCUGCCAAGAAUAUGCCUUGAUAACAACCCUUUUUUAUAUAUAUAAAUAUAUCUAUAUAUAUCUAUAUAUAUUAUAACAAAUGCUAAAACUUUUCAUUCCAAAGUUUAAUAUUGGUUCCAUUGCCACCACUUAGUGGACGUUUGGCUUAGAACAAUUUGUGUUGUUGUUGUUUGCUUUAUUUGGAAGCACUCAACCGAGCUUUGUCAUUGUUGGAGAAUAACUGCUGAUUUUUUUUGUUUGUUUUUUAAUUUUUUUAGCUGUUUUUUGAGUUGAACUGCAUGAGUCACUGCACACAACUCAAUAUGAAACUAUUUAACUUAUUUAUUAUCUUGUGAAAAGUAUACAUUGGUAAUUUGUUCAUACUGUAUUUAUCGGGUAUGAUGAAAAGCAAUAGAUAUAUAUUCUUUUAUUAUGUUUAAAUUAUGAUUGCCAUUAUUAAUCGGCGAAAUGUGGAGUGUGUGUUCUUUUCACAGUAAUAUAUGCCUUUUUGUAACUUCACUUGGUUAUUUUAUUGUAAAUGAGUAAAAUCUUAAUUUAAGAGAUUGUAUGUAAUAUUUAUUUCAUUAAUUUCUUUCCUUGUUUACGAAAAUUUUUGAAAGAUUGCAUGGUUUCUUGAUAGAAAUCGGUCUCGAUGCUGUGGAAGUAGUUUGAGGAUUUUUUUUUUUCUAUGGGUUUUCUAGAAUGUAAAAUGGUUGUAGCCCGUCCAAGUUUGUUUAUUUGUUUGUUGUUUUUAAUGAAAACAGAACUACUUUGCAAUCAGACUUCAAAGUGGCAAAUGUAAAUCAAACUCGUUUGAAAUUUAACCAAAAAAGUAUUUUUGUUGCCUAACUCCACCAAUCACACUGUGAUAAUAGUCUCAAAGUAUGUAGCAAUAAUUGGGGGUCCCAGUAUUAUAUCUCACAGUGCCUUCUCAAGGGUCCACGCUUGCCUUAAAUCUUCCUCAACCAAAAAAGUAUUUUUUCUUAAUGCUUGACAUGAUAAUUUGAAUGUAGGGAUGGGUUUUAACUACAACAAUUUCACCACUUUUUAAAUAAGCAAGGAGGCCAGGCCACCUUUGGAUCUGAAACUUUAUACAGUACGUGAACAUAUCUUGUUGAAUUAAAUUCCAAAACUUUGUAAUUAUUACUAUUUUUUUUUCCUUGUGUAGAAAGUCCGGGGGGUGGGAGGGGGAGGGGAGGGUUCCAAAACUUUCCUGGACGGUGGAUGAAUGAGCAGUAGCUUAGCUUUUUGUUUUGUACAUAGGUACAGAUUGAGCACUAUGUACUUUUUUUUUUUUUUUUUUUUUUGACUACUUUAACAGAAAUAUGCUUUGAAUGUAACUAAAGGAUAAGUCAACUUGAGUUGUAAUAUAUUUUCGGGAGUCAGUUCACUACAAAUUGAGUGUGAGACUGUAAACUUUGUACUGUAAAUGUUUUGUAGUUCUCCCAAUAAAAAUUUUUGGAAAAAAAAAAAUCUAUUGAGA